CAGAGCCAGCCUAUGAGUUAUCUCGAAACUGAUUAUGUCGCUUAUUCUUUUAUUACUCUCAUUAUGAGCAGAGUAAGCUGAGAACUUUGCUUGCUGGCUACUUGAAUCUGUGUUGUUCUGGCAAUUUAUUUGGCCAACUUCAUGUCGCCCAUGGGAUUAUCAACUAUUUACAAUUUUAGUACCAGCAUUUGUCUUGGCAGCCCACAAGAUUAAAUUGCAUUUCUGCAAAAUUAUGACAAAUCCAAGGGCAUAGAAGUACUCUCAACUCUGCACCCUGUGAAUCUAAUCUUGUUCACUUCCCCCUGUUAGCUUCUUCCACUUGCAAACAACAGUGGAUUCUAACAUACCUCACAGCCUCAAACUCCCAUCAACCUGCUUCUCUCUCCACAAUGUUACCCUCAUCGUCACCACCAAAGCCACCAUUUUUCCUCUCUCUCUCCCUCCUCUUCCUCCUCCUCUCCUCCUCCACUAAAGCCGCCAGCAAAACCAACACCACCACUACCACUGUUGUCUCACCCACUCCUUCCCCUAUCUCCUCUCCCACUCCACGUUCCACCACUUCUUCUCCUACCUCCGCCCCCACUACUCCCUCUCCUUCUACCCACUCCACUUUAGACCCUAAACAACUCAGAGCACUGCAAACUCUAGACAUUCCCACUUCCAAGGAUCCUUGCAUUCAGCCCUCUCCUCACAACUCCACCAUCUGUGACUCUGCCUCUCCCUUCCGCCACCUCGUUUCUCUCCGCCUCUCCAACUGCUCCUCUGACGUUUCUUUCUCCUACACUGCCUUAAAAUCGCUUUCCACUCUGCAAUCUCUCACCUUCACUAACUGUCCCAUCACCCCCAUUCGCUUCCCUUCAGAUCUUGCCUUAUCUCUUCACUCCUUUACGUGCAUUAACUCUCUCAAACGACUCACUGGUGUCUGGCUCUCUCACUUUGUCAAUCUUACCGAUCUUACAGUGAGUAAUGUGCCAGUCAAUGCGAGCGGUCUUUAUGUGAUUCUUGGCAAUAUGGACGAGCUUAAGUCUCUUUCUAUCUCUAAUGCUAAUGUCACUGGCUCCAUACCAAAACAUCUGCCUUUCAAUCUUACCCAUGUGGAUUUUUCGGGUAAUAAGCUCAAAGGAAGGAUACCCAGUUCUAUUUCAAUCCUGGAAAAUCUCGAAACGCUCAAUCUUUUCUCUAAUGCUCUAACUGGGGAAAUGCCCACUAAUUUUGGUGACUUGAUUUCAUUGAAGAAUGUGUCUUUGGGGUCUAAUUCGUUAUCUGGGUCGAUUCCAGAUUCUUUGUCAGCAAUUCCAGGUCUGGUUCAUGUUGAUCUAAGUUCAAACCAGUUCAAUGGGACAAUACCAAGAUUUUUCUCAGAAAUGAAGCAUUUGAGGUACUUGAAUCUUGCGAACAAUGAGUUUCAUGGUGUUUUGCCUUUCAACCUUACCUUUUUGAAGAGAUUGGAAGCGUUCAAAGUUGGUGGGAAUAGCAAUUUGUGUUAUAAUCAUACAAUUUUGUCAUCAAAAUUGAAGCUCGGGAUUGCUCCUUGUGAUAAGCAUGGAUUGCCAAUGUCACCACCACCAGCUAAAGAUUCAUCAGGAGGUGACAGUGAAGGUGAUUCAUCAGAUUAUGAUGAUAGUUCGAAGGACGAUUCAAGCAAUAAGGGAGGGAACCAUCAUGGGCCUAAUAAGGUUGUUCUUGGAGUGGCAAUUGCGCUAUCUUCUAUAGUCUUCCUCAUUGUUUUCCUUAUUCUUCUAUCAAAAAGGUGUGGUUGAUUGGAAGGGAAAAUUUUCUUCUUCAAGAGUUUAGACUAGGGAAAUUUGCUAAUCAGAAACCAAUUUUAUUGCUUAAUUUAUACAAUUGAUUAUGGAGAGGAGUGGCUGUAGAGGAGAAAUGAAAAAUAAAGAAGAAACAGAAAGAGUAGAGGGAGGAAUAAUUAUAUUGGUGUGUUAUCUUUUUUGCUGCUUUAUUAUUAUUAUUAUUAUUAUUUUGUCUUCUGCUUUAGUAAGUUGGAUGGAGAGAAUAGCAGUGGUUGCUUUUGUUUUCUUACCACCUCGCGGUGGAAUAUUGAAUGUUUUUGAGGGAAAAGCAGGUUAAUAUUGAUGAUGUUGUAUCACGAAUUAUGUACUUCUCUUGAGCUAUACAAAUAUUAAUUGAUCACACUUUUAUAAA
Molecule: messenger RNA, 2157 nt
Organism: Manihot esculenta (cassava)
Lineage: Eukaryota; Viridiplantae; Streptophyta; Magnoliopsida; Malpighiales; Euphorbiaceae
Product: receptor-like protein 51
Exons: 1
Coding region: 390-1760 (456 amino acids)
Molecular function (GO): protein binding
Source: RefSeq, a predicted model, not a curated record